ACACUUGGCAGCUUAGGCAGGCUUCAGCAAUUGUCUUUGGCUAACAACAGGCUAAAAGGAUCUAUUGGAGAUAGCCUAUGUAAAUUGCAGAACUUGGGUAACAUAUACUUGGGUGAAAAUCAAUUCUCAGGACUUGUUCCUAAAUGUUUAGGGAAUGUUACUUCCCUAAGGGAGAUAGAACUCAAUUCCAACAGAUUGAGUUCUAAUUUACCAUCAAGCUUAGGUAACCUCAAAGAUCUUCUGGAGCUCGACUUAUCGUCUAACAACAUGAGUGGUUCUUUACCUGUAGAAAUUGGAAAUCUAAAGGCUGCAAUUCGUAUAUAUCUUUCGCAUAAUCAAUUUUCAAAUGGUAUUCCAAGAGAAAUUGGACACAUGCAAAAUCUGAUACACCUUUCUUUGGCACAAAACAAGCUACAAGGAUCUAUACCUGACUCAAUUGGUAGCAUACCGAGUUUGGAAUUUCUAGACCUCUCGAAUAACAAUCUAUCUGGAUCAAUUCCAAUGUCCUUAGAGAAGCUUCGGUAUCUAAACUAUUUCAAUGUUUCCUUCAACAGCUUGCAGGGUGAAAUUCCCUUUAGUGGUCCUUUCAAGAACCUUUCCAGCCAGUCAUUCAUGUUCAAUGAAGCAUUGUGUGGUGCUCCAAGAUUUCGUGUCCCUCCGUGCCCCACUUCUUCAAACCAUAGAUCAAAGAAGAAGAAGUUACUUCUGAUAGUCUUUCCUCUACUGGGAGCUGCUGUGAUAAUUGUUUUUGUAACAUUGGCAUUUAUGUGGAUGAGGUACAGAAGAGAAGGAAAUGUUCCAGUUGAAGCUGAUUUGUUAGCUACAAUGGCAAGAAUUUCAUACUAUGAAAUCAUACAAGCCACUAAUGAUUUUAGUGAGAGUAAUUUCAUUGGUUCAGGGAGUUUUGGUUCUGUUUACAAAGGAAUUCUCAGAGAUGGGACUACCAUUGCAGUUAAAGUGUUCAACCUACAAGCUGAAGGUGCAUUCAAGAGUUUUGAAACAGAAUGUGAAGUUCUUCGCAACCUUCGCCAUAGGAAUCUCACCAAAGUCAUUAGCAGUUGCUCCAACCUUGAUUUCAAGGCUUUAUUGCUCGAGUACAUGCCUAAUGGGAGCCUUGAAAAGUGGUUGUAUUCGCACAACUACUUCUUAGACAUCCUGAAAAGACUAAGCAUAAUGAUCGAUGUGGCAUGUGCAUUGGAACAUCUCCAUCAUGGUUGCUCAACACCUGUGAUUCAUUGUGAUCUGAAGCCUAGCAACGUCUUGCUAGAUGAAAACAUGGUAGCUCAUGUAAGUGACUUUGGCAUUUCUAAACUACUCAGUGAAGAUGAGAGUGAUUUACACACUAAAACCUUAGCAACAUUCGGCUACAUUGCACCAGAGUAUGGAAGGGAAGGAUUGGUGUCGCUAAAAUGUGAUGUUUAUAGUUACGGGAUCAUGCUGAUGGAAACAUUUACGAGGAAAAGGCCGAAUGAUGAAAUAUUUGAUGAAGAUCUUAGUUUAAAGAAAUGGGUGAGUGAUUCACUCCCAGAGGCAACAAUCACAGUUGUAGAUUCGAAUUUGCUAACGCCAGAAGAUGAGAAAUUCAUGGACAAGAUAGAUUGUGUAGCAUCCAUCAUGAAAGUGGCACUGGAUUGCUCUGCUGAAUCUCCUGAAGAAAGGAUCAACAUGAAAGAUGUUGUAGGAAUACUACAAAAGAUCAAGAUUCAACUUCUUUCAUGUUUUGCAAGUGCAUAAAGACAUUUGAUUCAUGUCACUUGAGGGUACAGAAAGUGUUUGGUUAACUUUUUA
Molecule: messenger RNA, 1788 nt
Organism: Solanum verrucosum
Lineage: Eukaryota; Viridiplantae; Streptophyta; Magnoliopsida; Solanales; Solanaceae
Product: probable LRR receptor-like serine/threonine-protein kinase At3g47570
Exons: 2
Coding region: 268-1734 (488 amino acids)
Biological process (GO): protein phosphorylation
Molecular function (GO): ATP binding; protein binding; protein kinase activity
Source: RefSeq, a predicted model, not a curated record